Messenger RNA from Marchantia polymorpha subsp. ruderalis, 1150 nucleotides. NCBI's taxonomy places the organism in Eukaryota, Viridiplantae, Streptophyta, Marchantiopsida, Marchantiales, Marchantiaceae. The record is from the annotation of a GenBank genome assembly.
CGAUGACAUUUCCUUUAUGGGAGAAUAGGCUGCGGGAGGUAGAGGGUGGAACCGGAAGCUCGGACUGAGUUUCGGAGUUUCCUCGAGCGAAUUCGAUUGCGACUUGGAAGGAAGGACGAAGAGCGGAAGGUAGGGAGCGCUGAUGGCGUCUGGAUUCGGGAUCCAUGGAGGAAAGGGCCGUUGCUACGACACCUGGAUGGACUUCAGCGAGUGUAUGUCCCGUUGCGCCGUGCCCGGCGAUUGUGCUGCCUUGAGGGAUGACUACUUCGAGUGUUUGCACCACCGGAAAGAGUAUUCACGAAUCAAUGCCAUCAACAAGGAGAAAGAAAGGCAAGCCGCAUUACAUAAAGACGGAGGAAAAGACCAGAAGGCGGGCCAUCAUUAGCUGAUUGGUCAGCUGGUGGAUAAUUAUACGAAUUAUCUGGGAGAAACAUUCUGACACCUGCAGUCUGUCGAUCUUACUCCAUGGUCAGCUCAUUGCAGUGAUUAAUAGCUGGUUGGUUUCUCGCAUGGAAGCAAGUGCGUGAUGAACAUAUGCUUUGAAACCGAAUACAAAGUCUGUACUUACCAUUAUCUCCACAUCGAUUGCAUAAGAGGACGCUGUUUGUGCAGGGUCCAUAGAUUGUUUUGGUUCAAUCCAAUAAGUUUUAGAUAAGACAUGAAAAUCCUGAAAGUUCGGCCUUUGGAAGGGUUAGAUUCUUGAGUAUCCACUGGCUUUUUGGGGGCACCGAUCAAACAACCCCCAAAAUGAUCAAUUUUUGGAUUCCUAUCUUUCUCAAUCCAAGUCUCCAGUUCUCUUGAGCAUAAACUCUGCAAUUUUAUUAUUCACGAGUUCUAUUAUCGAGUGCGAGGGCUCGACUUGUCACUUGUUUGUGCCCACGACACUUACUGAUGACUAUCGAAGGAGAUCUGAAGAUGCAUACAAGCAGUUCAUGAAAAUACUGCAGGUAUACAUCGUUGUCAAGCUGCGUGAUCAAAAGAAAAUCAUAGAGCUGUUUCUUCUUAUGGAUCUACAGACUAGACUGCGGAGGGCAAGUGAUUUGCUAUGAUACUGAUGAAAGGCAGAGAUGUAACAGGGACCGAGUUGACCUCACUUCCUUUAGUCAAUGUAAGUGUUUUGCUUGUAAGCGGGCCCUGCUUUUGCGAUUCA